AAUUCCAACAAAUACAAACCACUACUGAAACACAAUCAUCUACCCUUAACUAAACCAAUUAUUUUGUCCCCUUGUUCCUCCGUAUUUUGAUCAUACCUGAACGAGUAGACUCACCACGUGUCCGUACAAUAUCACAUGAUUACCCUCAAGAACGUAUUUUGUUCUCUUAUCAUUCAAAUGGUUGGAUCUAUCUUGAAACCAGAAAAAGUCUUGGGGUCGAUAAACUAGUUCUUUAUGUCUUGUGGUAUAGGUGUUGGCGUAUUGUUUUAAUGUGUUGGUUAUUAAAUGGCGGAAUCGAGUGCGAUGCUUUGUGACUAUGAUUCUUCAUUGGUUAGUACAAUUUUUACCAUUAAGCUUUAUAAUCGUUGUCCUAACAGCAGUCUUCGGAUGAUGGGAGUGUUGAAGAGACACGAAGGAGUUCAAAGAGCCCUUUGAUAUCCCAGGUAAUACGCGUUCAAAAUGCAUAAUAAAGUUGCUAAGUGAAUAGUAACAUUGAAUAUGAGUGGAUAUUUGAUAACACUAGUUAAUAGAUAAUACUUUCACGACGAAAGUGAUUUAGAAUAGCUCUUGUUUGGUUUUUACUAGAAGUCCGGGUUUCAUUGCUCAAAGAUAAUAGAACCAUUUGGUUAUUUGGUUCUCUUAAUCUUCCCUGUCUUAUUCUUGCGGAGCAGUGUAAUAUAUUCAGUAAAACAGGCUAUUAUCUAAGGUGUCCAAGGCAUGACUCGUAUUCGGCUUUGAAACGUAUCGAGUGUAGCUGUCUCAUAAAAGAGGCAUGGUUUGUCCCGUGUUAAACACGUGACGUUUUCAUUACUCUGAAUUUCGAAACCAAUUUACCAGACUAACAGUUAUUGUUGCGGCAUUUUCUGUCGUGCAAGUAGUGGCGUUUAAUUUGAUUUAGUUCAUGACUCAUGGUGACAGAUCGAUAUCGUGAGAGUUCAUUCACUAACCAUAGGGAAUGUAAACGUUUGUGGAUCUGUCAUUGUCGUUCGAUUGGAUUCUUUUUUCACCAUUCAAAUCGAUUGCCAACAAGUUUCGAAAUCGUGUUCGAUACUUGUAGUAUUUGCGCGUACAUUUAGCAAUACAUUACAACUUCUUUGCUUUUAUAACUUCACUCAUUGCUCACAGUGAAUAACAGUCCCUAUGCCGUUCGGACCUUCGAUGUUCAGUUCAGAUGACUCUGGUGUCUGAAUUCCGUUCUGCCAAGGCCUAAUGGUGUCAUAAGGACCACCGAAAGUUGUAGUUAAUUAAUUGGUGAGUCAUUGCAAUGGUGAUUGUUUUUUAAACAAAUUUCGAAGUGUGUUUUUAGUGUUUUGUGAAUUUAGGUCUGUAUAAUAGCUUGUUUCUUUUCUCAGGAGGAAAAUAAGAAUGCUGCUACAGUAAAAGAUGGGGUUCAACUCACUAUCGAAACAAAAAAGAACUCUUCUAUGGUUGUAUCUCCAUCACCUAGCUACAUUAUUGAUGGUAAACGUCGAUCGAGGAGUCGUGAACAUAGUCCUUCAAGGCGACACCGCAAACGAAGUUGUGCGCUCAGGUACGUCGUUAAAAUAUAUCGCGAAUAAAGUUAGUGCGCUAAGAUUCCUGACUAAUUUCGAGUCUGCAGGUCACACAAGCUCUUUCUAUAACCUAGCCAGAACAGCCCUAGGCACCCAAAUACUCUUAUACGGCCGAGCGUGAGGAAAGUCUGUUCUCCCUCGAAAUGCUCUCAUACGACCACGUGUAUAUACCGGCUACCAGGAAUGCCCUAUUUAUUACUUUCUAGCGGUGGGGGUAUUCACAGAAUUACUUGCGCCUGUCACUCAGUGGAGCAUAGGCGUAAAAUGAAGCCUAACUCGAUGUGAUGGGUAAAAAGAAUACACCUAGAUUAGUUGGAAAAUCCUAAUUCCGAAUCAAUGGUGCACAUGACCUCCAGGAUUUUGAAGGGACAAAUGGCGUAUAAACGUAUUAUUGUCCACUGGCUCCAUGGAGCCACAUCUGACAUCGCUUCACUGCCUUGUGGAUAAGACCUCUAGGCCUGAGGCUCAGGGAGUGGUCUCUUAAGAAAGCCACCUGCUUCGGUUUCGGCACCCAUGCAGUAUGCUAGCCUACACAAAUCAUUGUAUUUGUGUAGUGCAUAUAUAUAUCUUUUUGGGCGCUUGUUUAUACCAGUGUUGGUAUUAAAAUGAAUAUUAUUACUGAGUAGUUCGGUAUGUCAUAGUAUGCAUUACAGUCAGUUCAUUAACUUUCACUUUAUAAUUUCGUGUACUUUUCUGUACUGAUUUACAACAAACUCCAUAAGAUUUUUUGCCUUUAUCACUGAUUUCAAUCCGGUUGGUUUGGAUCUUACAUACAACAUGAUUUACAGAAAUGAAAAACGAAGGAAAGUAGUUUAUUUCAGUCAGAUUUCCUUACAUAGUUUUCCCUAAUAGUGUAUUCAACCAGCCAAAAGAAUUGCUUUCAUUAGUUUGGUAGCAGAAAAGCACUCAUGGCAAGAUGGGAACAUUUAAGACAUGCGGACCACCUUUCUUUUGAGUGUGGGACAGUCACGAUCACUGAUUUGGAAGACAUACAUUUACUGUUAAAAUCAUCCUAUUAGAUCUCAUUAGUUGUCCGGUAGUCAUUCUUAACACUUACAUUCUUGAUCCGACUUCUAAAUAAGUGAAAUGAAAUCCAAAAACAACCAAAAAGCUAACUGUCCAACGGGACCCUACGAAAUAUGAUUGUGGAAGUGAAUUAACUGAUGUAGUUUAUUCUAGUAGGUCUUUUGGGAUAGGAGGUCGUUGUUUUUUUUUCAUCAGUACUUCUCGCUGAUUAACUGUUAUAACUCUCUUUCUUCUUAUGGUUAUGACCCAGCUAUUCCUAUUGCUUAGUAUUCUCGGACACCGAUUCACUCGGCAAGUCCCCAAAUCAGAACACGGUUGAACAGGAAAGAGAUUAUAUUACAAAUAGCAAGUCAGAAGCCAGUAGGAAGCACAAUAGAGAAAACGUCAGUAUAUUUAUAGUUUUUUACAUGAGAAGAUUCUAGAAUAUUCUCCAACUAUCGACUAGUGCUGAUUGGAUAAGAAUUAGCCAAUCAGCGUGCACCAAAGCAAUCAUGCAUUGAGCAUGCUUUAAUCUAGUCUAUGUCCCGCUAACAUUAACCAUAAACGUAAUUUCUAACCAUAGUUCCGUGCAAUUGAAUAAAUAUUGAUGUAAUGUUCGCAAAGCUUAGUCUACCAACUUGCUGUAUUUACCGACAGUCCACAGGUGAACGACAGCCAUAUUGUCGCAAUUCCCACUUAUUUUUAAUUGUAAUAAACAUCACGAGUACUAGUGCUUUGCAUCAGUUAAUUUUUUAUCUGUACACAAAGUUCACACUUCAAUCGUUAUUCGGUCUGUCACUGCACCCCGCGAUUGUCGGUAUUUUUCAAAUUUAUUAACUUAGUCGACAUAACGAGGUGCUAUUAAUGUCGAGGAUUAGUGAGGUCUACUGACAAAACUAAAGUCGCACGUUACAUAAGGUCCUAAAACAUAAACACAUUCAGACGCCCCACAAUAGUAGUAUUCCUCGACCUUAAGGCGGCAUUUGACCCUGUUGAUCGUGAGGUUCUAUAGCAGUGUUCACCACUGAAAGGAGUACCAAAGAAGUACAUUAACCUCAUACAGGGUCUCUACUCGAACACAACUGGCCGGGUGAGAGCUUAUGGCGAACUGUCAUCAGAAUGGAUUACCUCAAGUGGUGUUCGUCAGGACUGUCCACUCUCUCUAUUCUUGUUUGAAUUUGUCGUUGACGUGCUUUUAGAGAUAACACUUUCCUUAUCUGAAUUUCCAGCAGUUGAAUCUCAGCACGGAUACAGAAGGCUUAACUAGCUUUUGCCAACUUGCGUCAUUUAAGGCAUAGGCGAGAUAUCCGUCUAUCAACCAAAGGAUGGGUUUACUGCGCAGCAGUUCGUUCCGUCCUACUUUAUGGCAAUGAAACGGGGCCGGUAAGAGUACAGGAUAUUAGGUUACUAGUAUUCGAUCAUAGGUGUUUUCGAAGCAUUACUCGUAUAUCCUGGGACCACCGGGUAAGUAAUGCAGUUGUUAGAAAACAGAUACUGGGUAAGGAUGGAAAAUCAAUUGAUGAAGUAGUGAAACUUGAGAUGGUUGGGACACGUGUUACGUAUGCCCAACCACCGAUUGCCCCGGCGUGCGAUGUUUUAUGGUGUAGGAGUAGGUUGGAAGAAAGCUAGGAGCGGCUAGAACAAAACAACACAAAUCCAUGAAGUCACUGGCAAGUGAACUGAGACAUGUUGGUAGGUCUAGGCUACCUGGUUGGGAUCCGCGAGACGAUAGCAACCGAUGGUUAGAGACUUUGAAUGACAUGGCGCAGGUGCAUCCGCUCUUUGUGCUCUCAUUUCUAAUCUUCUGAAUUCUUAAUGUCCUUUUUUUCUCUUUCCGAAUUUAUUUCACUGGAUUAUACUCCUUGAAUAACAUCUUCAAACCCUAAUCUUUCCGAUUACUGCUUAUACAUUUACUACCUCUACCACUAUGGGAUUUGAAUCGACAAUUGUAUCUGGGUUUUAAUGUGGUAUGGCAACUUGAACUGAUGUACGUACGUACGUAGUACUACAUUGUUGCUGACUGACUGAAAGUUGCACAAAUAUGGUAGAAUUGGUGCACGGCAAACUAAAAUCUAUAUCCAUUACUUAUUUCCUCAUGUCUUUUGUUCAAGCGCAAAAGUUGGAAUGCUACUUAAUCACUUGAAUGGGACGACUUAUGAGACAACAGAUCUUCUAAUAGUUGACAUAUGUUACUGUCUUUUUAUUUUCGUGAACCUCAUACUUUCGUAAAUUCUAUUCUGAUGUUUAAUUGGUUCAGAUCUGAUCGCGGAAGUCCAAGUGAACGUGUGAGCUCCUCAAAACACAAACGUUCAUCCCACCAUUCGAGGCACAAACAUUCAUCCAGAAAGCAUCAUCACCGUGAUUCCCACUGUAGUGACUAUAAACAUCGUUAUCGCCGAAAGCAUCGACGUCACAGUUCAACUUCAUCUACCAGUUCAUCUAGUGAUACUAGCCCUGAAAGCAAACCUAGUCGGCGUGGAAGUCAUAAUGGUAGAAAUUCAACACAACUCCUCACAACAAGUUCCAAGGAUUAUUUCACUUCGCAACCGAAGCCAGAAAACCAGAACACUAACCUCAUUAUCUCAACGACGGGAGUCACCGUGACGACAAAUUCUCCGGCAGUUUCUAGUCAAAGUACGAAUCUUACUGUCUUAACCUAUCAGUAUUUCAGAUCAUAAAAUUAGAUUUUAGAAUACAAUUCAUUAGCCACUGAGGAAAAUGUUAGUAGAUAUAAAAAAAAAAACACUAAAACAAGAAAAUACUUCUGGGGUAACUAACUGUUCGAGGAUUAAGAGAUUUCAGCUCAACAUAAAAGUACUACGAUGAAUGUUCCUGUGCAGCGGUUAACAGCACAAGAUAUAUUAGACAAAAUACAAAAGCAUCAACAAGAGCAAGCCAAAGCUCAAGCAUUAGCCGCUGCCGCCGCCGCGAAGCUCCCGAAAUACUAUAACCCAACCACUGUCAAUGCCGUUAAACUCGCAGAGCAACAACAAAAGCGCAAAUUAUUGUGGUCCAAAAAAGAUGGUGAAAACACUAGUUCU
Messenger RNA from Schistosoma haematobium, 5599 nucleotides. Its product is annotated as arginine serine-rich coiled-coil 2, variant 2. The coding region runs from base 4745 to 5236 and encodes 163 amino acids. The transcript has 3 exons. The record is from RefSeq and is a predicted model, not a curated record. Lineage: Eukaryota; Metazoa; Platyhelminthes; Trematoda; Strigeidida; Schistosomatidae.